Aspergillus welwitschiae is the source of this 1371-nucleotide messenger RNA. RefSeq lists its product as uncharacterized. Gene Ontology annotation, molecular function: UDP-glycosyltransferase activity. The record is from RefSeq and is a predicted model, not a curated record. The transcript is spliced from 2 exons. Bases 1 to 1371 code for a protein of 456 amino acids. Lineage: Eukaryota; Fungi; Ascomycota; Eurotiomycetes; Eurotiales; Aspergillaceae.
AUGACUAUCGACACCAAGGUAACCCCAUCUGAGGAUCACUGCUCGAAGCCACUUAUCGUCAUUGCCUGCACGACAAUAAUCGGGCACACACUCCCAUUACUCCCUCAUGCCACCGCGCUGACCAAACAAGGCUUCGACGUCUCCUUCAUCGGCGGUCAAGAGUUUGAAGCUCUCGUCCGCAAAACCGGCGCAACCUUCUACCCAAUAAAAAACCUAUACUCCCCCGAGAGCCUAGACUACGUGAAGACAAUUCCCGAUCGAAUCGCACGCACUGUCUGGAGCCUGAAGACAUAUUUCGUUGACAUGACCGCAUCCAGAAUGAAGUCACUACAAGCCGUCCUGGAAACUCUCCGCGAAAAGCACCCAAACCGUGAGGUCAUUCUCAUCCAAGAGCUCGGCUACAUGGGCACCUGGCCUUUCCUUCUCGGCGCACCCCUACCCAAAGGUUACGAGCGAUUUCCCAAGACCCUCACAUUCUCCACCUCACCCUUGCUCGUCUCAAGUGUCGACACAGCACCGUUCGGCCACGGUUUACCUCCCGACCCCAGCGACGACGGCCGAGCCCGCAACGCUGCCAUGUACGCCACCGAGAAAGCCAUCCGCGAUGAUCUAGUCGACUACACCAAUAGCGUGUUUGCAUCUCUUGGAGCAACGAUGAAAGUAGACCAGUGGUUAUUCGACCUGUGGAGCACGGGUCAUAAUAUCCUCCUACAGCCCUGUUCCCCAAGCUUGGAGUACCCGCGCAGCGACCUUUCGCCCAAGGUCCGGUUCAUUGGCGGCACACCACGCAGGGAAAUCGACCCGACUACAUCCCUGCCUGAAUGGUGGGGUGAGCUGGAGACGAACAGACGGGCCACGAACCCGAAGAAAGUUGUCUUCGCUACCCAGGGUACUGUCAAGAUCCAUUACAAGGACCUGCUCAUCCCCACCGUACAGGCCUUUGCCAACCGAACAGAUGUCAUGGUCAUUGGCGUGCUAGGAGUGAAGGGCGCAGUAUUGGACGAUGACUUCGAGAUACCCGAUAACGCCCAAGUCAUCGAUUACCUUUCAUACGAUGCGGUUCUUCCGUACGUUGACGUCUUCGUGACAAACGGCGGGUAUGGCAGCUUUAUGCAUGGUGUGAUGAACGGAGUGCCCAUGGUGUUAGCCGGGACAGUUCAAGACAAGGGCGAAGUAUGCAUGCGCGGAGAAUGGGCCGGAAUCGGUAUAAACCUGCGAACCGAUACCCCCAGCCCCAAGACCAUCAAAGAGAGUGUAGAGCAGGUAUUGAGCGACCCUAAAUACAAGGCUCGGUCGGUGGUGAUUCAGCGUGAGAAUGAGGAACUUGAUUGUGUUGGCUCACUACAGCGAUAUAUCCUUGAAGACGAGUAA